UCUUCUCCAAUAAAUCUCUUUAUUACCGCCGCCUCUUCUCUCUCAUCUCGAGGGAGAGGAGGUGAGAGAGAGAGAGAGAGGAUUCCACGAGUAGACGAAGUAGGGAGGAUCGAUCGGCGAUGCCGGUGUUCAAGACGCCCUUCAGCGGCUACGCGGUGCGGUUCAGCCCCUUUUAUGAGGGCCGCCUUCUCGUCGCCACUUCCCAAAACUUCGGCAUCCUCGGCAACGGCCGCCUCCAUGUCCUUGACCUCCUCCCCUCUCCCGGCGCCCCCGGUAUCUCCGAGGUGGCCGCCUUCGACACCGCCGACGGCGUCUACGACUGCUGCUGGUCCGAGUCGCAUGACUCCCUUGCCGUCUCCGCCGUGGCCGACGGCUCCCUCAAGCUGUGGGAUGCCUCCCUGCCGCCCUCCGCCAACCCGGUGCGCUCGUUCCGCGAGCACUCCCGCGAGGCCCACUCCGUGGAUUGGAAUCCCGUUCGCCGCGACUCCUUCCUCUCCGCAUCCUGGGACGACUCCCUCAAGCUCUGGACCCUUGAUCGCCCCGCCAGCCUCCGCACCUUCCGCGAGCACUCCUACUGCGUCUACUCCGUCUCCUGGAGCCCCCGCCACGCCGAUGUGUUCGCCUCUGCCUCCGGCGAUCGCACCGUCCGCGUCUGGGACGUCCGCGAACCCGUCUCCACCCUCGUCAUCCCUGCUCACGAUCACGAGAUCCUCUCCUGCGACUGGAACAAGUACGACGAGUGCUGCCUCGCCACCGCCUCGGUGGAUAAGACCAUCCGCGUCUGGGACAUCCGCGCCACCCGGGCGCCCCUGGCUAACCUCGCCGGCCACGGCUACGCGGUCCGCCGAAUUCGCUUCUCUCCCCACAGGGAAAGUGUCCUUCUCUCCUGCUCCUAUGACAUGACCGUGUGUAUGUGGGAUUACCGGGCGGAGGACGCCCUCAUCGCGAGGUACGACCACCACACAGAGUUCGCAGUCGGGAUCGACAUGAGUGUUCUUGUCGAGGGCCUGAUUGCGAGCACUGGGUGGGACGAGGUCGUCUAUGUCUGGCAGCACGGGACUGACCCCAGAGCUUGAGAGCAGCUUCUUGAUCUCUGGUUUCUGUGAGGGGGUAGCUUACGUUCGUGUCUGCAUUUUUACUCAUCUGCGAAGCUUCAUCAAGGAUAAUAAAGAAGAUGAACAGGAGGACAUUGCCAACCAAAACAAUAUCAGUUGGUAUGUAGAUUUGGUGUGCGACUGUUCGAAAGAUAAAUGAGGGUUCUAUAUUUGGAAAGCACAAAGGAUGCAGGAUGCGUUCCAUGGUUGUUCUGGUUAUUUGGUGCUGCCAUGGAUUUACUUGCGGAUGAGAGACAAUUCCCCCGUGGAAGAGGAGUUGGCCUUCCCAUCUAAGAUUCUAACCGGCCUUCAUCUUCGUGUGGUUGUGGAAUACAUGUUUGGUGGGAGAUGUUUCAAAGUGACACCCGAUUAGGUGUUCAUUAUGAGUUGGCUAUGUGUUGUCAUUAAGCAUCUGAAGUGACAGUUGUGGUUGAUGCUGGUCAAGCAUCGAGACGGACUGUAACUCUCUAUGAAUGCAUUCUAGCUAUCAAUGCAUCGUUAAUGCACUGUUGUUCGUUUCA
Molecule: messenger RNA, 1615 nt
Organism: Musa acuminata AAA Group (dessert banana)
Lineage: Eukaryota; Viridiplantae; Streptophyta; Magnoliopsida; Zingiberales; Musaceae
Product: peroxisome biogenesis protein 7-like
Exons: 2
Coding region: 120-1076 (318 amino acids)
Biological process (GO): protein import into peroxisome matrix
Cellular component (GO): peroxisomal matrix; cytosol
Molecular function (GO): protein binding
Source: RefSeq, a predicted model, not a curated record